AAAAAAAAUUUUCCUGGAAAAUUCGUAUGAAGAAAAAAAACCUCUAAUUAUCCUCUUCGAUAGAAAGAGAAAAACUGGAGAGAGAGUCUCUGAGGGAGAGAAGUUUUGAACUCUGAAAUGGUCUGAUAUAGCUCAAGCUUGAAGUUCCAGUUCACAGAGUUCGAAUUAAAAUCACCGAAAUAAAUGGCAAUCGGCGGCGUAAUUUCUAACCGAAAUUUCGGCUCCUUUAUAGGCUCUGGAAAAGUGUGUCAAACAGAGCCAGCUACUGCACAAAACAAAGAAGGGCGUUUGAGCUUUUCUGUUGCCAGACAUGUGAGGGAAAACAAGUUCUACAAAAGGCUUUUUAUGCAAAUGGAGAACUACUCAAUAUCUAGAUAUUCGCAUUUUCCGUGUCUUCGUGUUGUCGGUUCUCCAGAUGGGAAAGCUCUGAAAUCAAUAGCAACAUUCCAUGUUGAAGGGGCGUGUUGCCUUCCAAUGUCACUUCAAUCUGGUGACAAGUUUUGGAGUGUCAACCCUAGGAGAAGAAUUCAAGGAAUAUGUGAAUGCUGUCUUUCUUCGAAUCCCUCUCUUAGCAGUUGGAUUCAACCAAGUAAGUGGGCUAGGCUUGGUAUUAGUGACAGCCAGUCCCAGUCGUCUGAGCAUGUUAGGUUUGGUAGAACUCGUUCAGCAUACAAAUCCAAGGAGUAUGACAUAAAGGGAGCUGAUGUGGACUCAUUAAAGUCUUCAGAAGGGGCAGGUGAAGUCAUUUUAGCAGAAGAAAAUUUGCAGAGUGUUUCUCCAUGGUGGCAGCAGUUUCCAAAGCGCUGGGUUAUUGUCCUGCUUUGUUUUGCUGCAUUUCUAUUAUGCAACAUGGACCGUGUGAACAUGAGCAUUGCGAUUCUUCCAAUGUCACAGGAGUUUAACUGGAACAGUGCAACAGUUGGUCUAAUUCAGUCUUCCUUUUUCUGGGGCUAUCUACUCACUCAGAUUCUUGGAGGCAUAUGGGCAGAUAAACUUGGUGGGAAGCUAGUAUUGGGUUUCGGAGUAAUCUGGUGGUCAGUGGCAACAGUUUUGACACCUAUUGCUGCAAGAAUUGGACUUCCUUUCUUACUUACAAUGCGUGCUUUUAUGGGGAUUGGAGAGGGUGUUGCUAUGCCUGCUAUGAAUAAUAUACUUUCAAAGUGGAUUCCAGUUUCAGAGAGAAGCAGAUCACUAGCACUGGUAUAUAGUGGAAUGUAUCUUGGUUCAGUCACUGGUUUAGCUGUCUCUCCUGCUCUAAUCCAAAAGUUUGGAUGGCCUUCUGUUUUCUACUCAUUUGGCUCUCUUGGAAGUAUCUGGUUUGCAUUAUGGUUGAGUAAAGCAUAUAGCUCACCAGCAGAAGAUCCAGAACUUAGUGAAGAGGAAAAAAAGGUUAUUUUAGGAGGCAGCACAUCAAAGGAACCUGUUUCAUCCAUUCCGUGGAAACUAAUUUUGUCGAAGGCACCGGUUUGGGCUCUCAUAAUCUCCCAUUUCUGCCAUAACUGGGGAACUUUUAUUCUUCUAACAUGGAUGCCUACAUACUAUAAUCAGGUGUUGAAGUUCAAUCUCACAGAAUCUGGGCUAUUGUGUGUUUUGCCAUGGUUGACCAUGGCUGUGUUUGCAAACAUUGGAGGUUGGAUAGCAGAUACACUUGUCAGCAAAGGUCUUUCCAUAACAUCAGUUCGUAAGAUCAUGCAAUCGAUUGGGUUUCUGGGACCAGCCUUCUUUCUGACACAGUUGGGCAAUGUUAGAACACCCACUUUAGCAGUGCUAUGCAUGGCUUGCAGUCAGGGGUCAGACGCAUUCUCACAGUCUGGACUCUAUUCCAAUCACCAAGACAUUGGGCCACGUUAUGCUGGAGUACUGUUGGGACUCUCAAAUACAGCAGGAGUGCUAGCAGGUGUUUUUGGUACUGCAGCAACUGGUUACAUACUCCAACGAGGCUCUUGGGGCGACGUAUUUAAGGUGGCUGUCGUAUUGUACAUCAUUGGCACAUUAGUCUGGAACUUAUUUGCAACUGGAGAGAAAAUUCUGGACUAGGUAUGCAAGAAAAGAGGAAUAAUAGUCUAUAAAGCAAAAAAAGAUAAAAUUACAAAAAGAUGGGAGUAGAGGAACACAUUGCAGAGCUGAAUUGGGUGGGAAUAAAACAAGCCUAAUAUACCCCUUUUCACCUUCCUCUUACCAACUGGGCUCAGAGAUGGUUGUUGCAGGUGACUUCUCCGGUUGGCUUUAAGAAUCACUUUCUUAAGUUCUUACAAGUUAACUGUCUUUUUACUUACAUUAAUAGAUGUUUUCUUUUCAGACAAGGGUAAUUUGCACCCUAGAAUCUUGAACCUUUCUCUUCACUCUUGCUCUGCUUUAAAGUAUGUAUCAUCUGUCUAAAAACACCUCAGAUAAACCUCAACAUCACUAUAAUAGAUGAUAUUUACAUCUACUUGGGCAUUUCUGCUCCUGGUUUGGUUCUUUUCUCA
This is a messenger RNA of Vitis riparia (riverbank grape), 2468 nucleotides long. Its product is annotated as ascorbate transporter, chloroplastic-like. Lineage: Eukaryota; Viridiplantae; Streptophyta; Magnoliopsida; Vitales; Vitaceae. The coding region runs from base 184 to 2037 and encodes 617 amino acids. The record is from RefSeq and is a predicted model, not a curated record. Gene Ontology annotation, molecular function: transmembrane transporter activity. The transcript is spliced from 11 exons. Gene Ontology annotation, biological process: transmembrane transport.